Apis mellifera (honey bee) is the source of this 7628-nucleotide messenger RNA. RefSeq names its product distal-less (gene Dll). The record is from RefSeq and is a predicted model, not a curated record. The transcript has 5 exons. Gene Ontology annotation, molecular function: RNA polymerase II cis-regulatory region sequence-specific DNA binding; DNA-binding transcription factor activity, RNA polymerase II-specific. Gene Ontology annotation, biological process: regulation of transcription by RNA polymerase II. Bases 2009 to 3247 code for a protein of 412 amino acids. NCBI's taxonomy places the organism in Eukaryota, Metazoa, Arthropoda, Insecta, Hymenoptera, Apidae.
AAUAAAAAUAAGCGUCACAAAAAAGAUUAGACAAGAACCGCGAAAAUGAAAGAACAUUCCAAUUUCGAGGAACGUAACAAAAACUAAAACCACCGGAUCUUUGGAGAAAGGAAAUUCACUCGCGUCCCAGAUGUCAGCGUCACCCUCAACCCUCGAUUCCCAUCGAAUUCGCGGUCGAUAGGGGAACCGGGGGAGUCUCUUUGGCGGUCGAAAGUCCGCGUUCCAUGCAUACAAGCGUAGCUGGUCGAAGCGUGGUCUCCGGCUUUCUUUGCCAAGCUAUACCCCCGACGGAGUCUGUCGGGAGUAGUGGCAGCGUAGUACGCGCACGACGAACGAAAAGGGUCCCCGGGCAGGUAGAGAAAACACCUCGACGAGCGAAGGGGCCCCGAGGGUGUCGGGAAUCGGUGGGCGUGGCCGAAUUACGGCACCGCCCACACGGACACCAUAAUGGCCUCCGCGCGGCCAAUCGGGCGGCUAGACGUCACAGCCGCGGAGUGGGGGAAUGGUGGAACGGCCAAUCGGUGGGCGCGCUAACGGCCGGUGUGGGCGUGGCCUUGAGUGGCGCCACCGCGGCGACUUUCGGAAACCGUGCACCGGGCUCCGGGGAGAGGCUCGGGCUUCAUUAUGUAUCAUUAUACCGGUCCGCGCCGCGCGGUGUGCACUGCAGUUACUGGGCCAGGCGCGCGUGUGUGCUUUUCUCUCUUCUUCGUCGCCGUCGUCGCCUUCUUCUUCUUCUUCUUACUUCUGUACCCUGGCCGGCAUAUCGUCGUUACCGUUUUCGCACGUCGACAACCACGUCGGCCGAGCCACGAUGCUCAUCGGCGUCCAAUAAUCACAGCAUACGCGCGUGUGGAAAAAGCACUUGCUGGCUGCCGCUGAACGAGAGCGAGCGUGCGCGCGCGCGCACGCCUCUGUGUCAUCGGCGACGUACAAUUAAAUCACGCAGUUCGCGCGAGUGUACUGUCACGAUAGGACCGCACGGUAUUCGGAUCAACGGAUUGCCGGUCCCCCGUCGGACGAGUUGGACCGCAAGAUCGCCGAUCUUGGGAUUUCCGAUUUCGGCCAAAGUGUCCCCCCCCCUCCUCCCCAAUUAAGCCGGGACCUCGACCCGGUGUGGUGCACGAUCGAGGCGUGAUUAACAGUGACCGGUAAUUGGAAUCGCGAUCGGGAGGAUAGAGAGCGCGAUACCCGCGCUCCGUCGCGCAGUGAAAAGAAUCGCACAUCAAUGGCCGGUUUACGCGGUCGUGGAGAACGUUACCGCGAAUCGAUGACGAGCUGACGCGUGACGGGCUCGCGCAGUGACGCACGAAACUUCCUGUGCAUGACUUUGGUGUACAUCCUUUGUCACCGUCACAAACAACAACAGUUGGAUUCAGUUCCGUAAACUGCUACGCGGGUGAAGUGCUUUUUAGUGAUUUAACUGUAAUCGAUCUAACUCAAACUCUACCAAAAAAAAUUCUCAAAUAAGUGUGUAUAUACCUGUGAACACGUGAGAGAAACAAUAUAUAUAUUAUAUACAUAUAUAUAUACAUACAUGUAAUCAAACCCAGUGACAAUUACAGUGACAGUUACAGCGACCGAUCUGAUCAGUUGUUCGAGUCGACGAAACAACCAUCCGUCUCUCUUAUCGCCACCGGUGGAAUCAGCCAAACCGUCCACGUGAAAAAGGAAGAGAUAAAUCACGCGAAAAAGAUCGGAGAUGUCGCCUCUUCUCCUCCUCACCUACGAUCCAACAACGUAUCCGUGAUCCGGGCAACAAUAGUGAGGAGUCGCGAAUCGUGAAACAGAGGCCCCCAAGAUUCGGGCCCCGUACGGUGUUCGCGCGACGGCGGCGGCGACGACGUCGUCGGCGAGUUUGUCCGCGAGAACCGUAGGCUGUGGCGGCGGCAUCGACGUCGCGACUAAGGUGGAGCGUCCGGGCAGCACGACGACGCUCAACUUCACGGACCUGGGGAGCCCAUUCGGGGCGGGCGACCCCUGUCCGUCUAGUACCCCGACCCCGAACAGCAUGUCGGGUGGCGGUGGACCGUCAGGCGGAGGCGGUGGCGGCGGUGGCGGUGGUGCGGGUGCAGGAGGCGGUGGUUCCGACAUGGAACAGCAUCUUCAUCACACGGGGCUGGGUUCGGUGACACCUGGACCGCCUGGGAACGGCGGCGACAGCACCACCUCGAGCACGCCCGUCUCGCAGAGCGGAAAAUCGGCGUUCAUCGAGCUUCAACACAAUAAUCUGUACAACCCUGCCAGCCUGCGUGGCGGUUACCCAGGUGGGCACAACGUGCCCGGCGCCCAUCAGUUCUCCCAUCAAGUCGGGGCGCUAAGUCACCAAACGUCGGGACCAGGCAGCGGGAACCAGCAACACGCGGAUGCAGGAUUUCCCAGUCCUAGGUCGUUGGCCGGAUAUCCGUUCGCGCCCAUGCACCAGCACAACGCCUACGGAUAUCACCUGGGAUCGUACGCGCCCCAGUGCCCCUCGCCGCCCAAGGACGGUGAGUACCCUAACUGGUGGUGCAUGUUCGCAGACCUCUCGCCAUUGGGUGACAAGGGUGGCAGCCUGGUCGACGAGCUUGGAGGUGGUGGCGGCGGUUCCUUGAGGAACGGUAAAGGGAAGAAGAUGAGGAAACCACGGACGAUUUACAGCAGCCUUCAGUUGCAACAGCUCAACAGGCGGUUCCAGAGAACGCAAUACCUCGCGUUACCGGAAAGAGCGGAGCUUGCGGCGAGUCUUGGAUUAACGCAAACGCAGGUGAAAAUCUGGUUCCAGAAUAGAAGGAGUAAAUACAAGAAGAUGAUGAAGGCGGCGCAGCAGGGCGGCGGUGGUGGCGGGGGGCAGCACGGUAGCCUUCUGGCCGGUGGAACCGCGCUACCGGGGGGGCCAUCCCCUCAACCGGGUCAACCAGGAAGUCUCAUGCAAGGAGGAGGCGGAAGUUCGGUGUCGGGCAGUCCGACGACAGGCUACCUCGGCGGAAUGGGAGGCGGCGCGGGGGGUCACACCCCCGGCAGUUCGAGCCCCGGAAGCGAGAUGUCGCCUCAGCACAACGAGAGCCCGCCCGCACCCUCUUGGCCGGGCGAGAUGAAGCACCACCCGCAUCCGCACGCGCCACCGCACACCCACCACCACCCCCACACGCCUGGCCACCAUCCACCCCCGCCGCCGCCGCCGCCGCACCACGCGGGCUACAUGCCACAGUACUCGUGGUACCAAGCGGAUCCUAAUCCCGGACUACUCACGGUGUGGCCGGCGGUUUAACGAAGAUGUCCUUGGAGCUGUGUUCAGGAGGAACUGUUUCUUCGUAGCGCCGCGGACGUGGCAGCGCCCCUGCCCCAAAGUGCGAAUACGUAUACCACCUGUCGGGAUGGAAUUCACGUUCGAUGUUAAUAAAAUGAGAAAAGAAAUGGUUUCCAUUCCUUGUAACGACAGCCGCGUGUUCAUAUCGGCCGGUUUUUGCGGCCCCUCGCGUAUUAUCGGGCCCCGUCCGUCGGUUUACGAGUAAAAUCAAAUUCCUCGCGUUCGUUGUUCCCGAUAUCGAUCGCGUUGAGUCGACAAACUCGAAUUCGCGACGUUGGAAAAAUAUAUAGAUAUAUAUAUAUUGGUCGAGGAAUCACGGACAAUGUUGCAUCGCGAGUGGCGCGAUUCGACGAGUAUCGUGGAUGGAACGAUCUCGUUUCAGCUGUAAGAAUCGUGAAAGAUGGCGCGCGCAAUGGUCACGCGAGGGUGGAGACACGCGUGGAAUCCCCUCGAUCGGAAACCGAUCUCUCUCGCGAUGUUCGAGAAAUGGCGCGCGAAACCGGAAAAUAGAGAUUCGGGUGGCGAUCGAUCGAUCGGUCUAACGUAAUUACGGAUCGAUGGGAUUCGAACGAUCGUGGAACAAUCGCGCGGGGACAAUCUCGGGGACAGCUUCGUUAAAUGUCAAGAUAUCCCCGCGAAAAUGGCGAGGAUGCUCACUCGUCUCCAGAUCUCUUUGCCGCGUUCCGAAGAAAUACGAUGGAGCGUACGACGAAUUUCCCCCCGUAUUUCCAUCUAAAUGUAAAUGUCAAUCUGGCGGUCGAUGACGUUAGAUCGGUCGAUCCCUCGCGACAGUUGGCCAACCGAGGCGACUGACCCACUUCGUGAUCUGGAAGCUGGAUCUCGUCGGGCGAAACGAAACGGCGAGAAGGGGGAGAGGCGGGCGGGAGAAAAGAGGACGGAGCCGAGAGGGACGAACAGAGGUGGACGGGAGAGGAGGAGGCGACGAAAGAGAGAGAGAGAGAGGAAGGGAAUCGAGGAGGGAGAGAAAGAACAAGUUGCACAAAGUCUCUCUCUCUCGAGUCGCCGAGAAACGGUCGUUCCUCAAGGCGGUUGGAAGUAAUGAAAUCCUAAUGACAUUUUCGUGAGUCAAACGAUCUCGGCAAUCACGGUGGCGCGGUGUAAUCACCGGUCCCCUCCUUUCCGGAUGAAGCAACCUAACCAACCGAGGGGACCCUCCUCCGAAAAGGAGCGGAGGACACGAAGAGAUACGCGCGAUUUACCACGAAACCCGGGGCCGUGCACGGCCAGGAUGGAAAAAAUCAUUAUCCCGCUCGACGUCGCGGCGGACAGUUCUGACAAGUUCUGCGCCGGUUCAUUAAAUUCGUGAAAAAGGAACGAGAAAAGAGAGAGAGAGAGAGAAAGGAAAAUAAAAGAAACGAAGAAGAAAAACGAAAAAGAUUGGUGAAAAAGAGUUCCUCGAAAAUGGGCAUGGAUGAAACGUCGAAACAUCUGUCGUUCGCGACGAUCUCGCGAAAUCUUUCUCGUUCCCAACGCAAAAAUCGUCGGGAAAAAUUUCUCUUUCUUUCGAUAUCGUUUCAACCCUCUGUUCGUAAUUUUCGUAAUUCGAAUCUGAAUAAUUUUCGAUCGAAAGGGAUCGAGGAGGAGAACGAAUUUUCAGGGUUUUACGCUGUUUUUUUACGCCGUUCCCCAUGUCGGCCAUGCCGGCUCACCCUUUGCCAUCUUGCCAUCGCGACAACGACGAUACCGAUGUGGCCUAGCUUUCAAAGAGACGCCACGAAACCGCAGGAAAAAAAAAAAAGAAAAAGGAAAAAAAAAAGAAAAAGAAACGAUGGUUGCGGUUUGCAGGGGAAACUGGGAGGGCCGGUGUGCCCCACCGCCUGACCCAAAUCCUCAUGUCGGUGCAACAAUGGUCGUCUCAUGAGAACGCGGUCUUGCACGCUCCCUUUACUUCCUGAUUCUGCCUUCUUUUUUCGCCUCCUCCGGAGAGAUGCCACCGCCUCGACGAUUCGCACCUCGAGGAUUCGUGAAACUUCGUCGAAAGCUGCGUCGAAAGAACCUCGACUUUUUUUUUUUUUUCUCUCUCUUUUCCGAUUCGAUCACCGUUUCGUUUGUAACGUGGUGUCGGUGUGUCGGCCGGAUUCGUGUAAUACUCGUAUAAUAAUUGCAAUAAUAAUUUAAAAUGAUAAUUGUAAAAUCAUUUUAGAUAAUUCCGGAUAAUUUAUAAUAAGAUAUCGCGAAUGAAAUUAGAUUUGUUAUCCUUAAAAGCAAUUAAUCUGAUUAACUUCAUCGUAUAUUGUAUACGAUAUACUUUAUGCGGUUUUUUUUCUUCUUUUUUUUUCUUUUUUUUAUUUUAUUAAGAUUUUAUUCACUCGAGUGAUAUGAAUUUCAUAAGAAGUUGAUGAUUAAUCCCAUGUUUCUUAUCUCAUUCAUUACGAAACAAUUUUGAUCCGUGUAUUAUAUAUAUUUUUAUCCAACAUUCCAUUCCGAAUAUUUUAUUCAUUUAUAAAAUAAAUGAAAAUUAAAAACACGUAACAUAAUUUAAUUUCAGAAGAACACGAUUCAAUCACGUGUUACGAAUCGUUAUUUAUAUCUCUCAAAAUUUAAAUAAUUUGUUUCGAGAUUUUUUAAGAACGCGAAAAUUAAUCAAUAAAUGAAUGAAUUAUAAAACGAAAGGAUUAAUCGAGUGAAACAGAUGAACAAAAAAAAAAAAAAAAAAAAAAGGUUCUUUCGACCGAAUUACGUUUCGUGAUUCCCCGGCAAUUCCCCGUUAGAAUAUUUCCUCGAGCGCGCUCGAGCUUUCCCAUCGUGAAACUCUCGACAUGGGAACAGAGUACAAAGCCAGUUUCACGCCGCUGGACAUCUGGAGCCAUCGCGUGCCACCUCGAAAUCCGCGAGAAGAAAGAAGAACGAGGCCUGGAGCCUCGUCGUAUCGGCGACGGAUCAAACGAUGAAAAAGGAUCCACGCGUUUUUCCCUCCACUUUUCCAAAAUUUUCCCAUCCGUUCUCCCGCACCUCUCGACGCACCUUGGCGACGAUCCAUCGACGACGGUCACGGUGCACGCCUCGAUUCAGCUUGAUUAUCUUAGACGAGAGUGAUCCCCUUCCUCCGCCACGCCAAAUAAUAAGUGCCGUUAGAUCCGACCGCAACCUGAAAACGGAGGACGAAGGAGAAAAGACGAAGAAACACGGAGGGGAACGGUUCUCUCGCGUUUCAGAUUCGGUGCAAUAAUGAGAAGGAGGCGUGCGUAAAUAAAUUGACACACUCGAAUGUGUUUUUCCCCUCGAAGUUCCUAAAAGUUGCGUGUUCGAAGAGGCGAGCGCGAGCGCGAGUAAGAGAAGAGAAAAAACAGCGUAAAACGAAUUCGAUUCGCGCGACGAACUGUUUGACGAAAGUGUUUGUCUUCGAGGUGUUUAACGCGCGCGCGGAGGAUACCGUUAUUCGAAUUUUUUCUUUUUUUUUCUUUUUUUUCUCUCUUAUCCUGCUCUCCUCUGUCGACUCCUCGAGAGCAAAAAUUAAGAGGAAAAAGGGGGGUGCGCGAGGGGAGGGGAAAAAGAAGCGCGUCCCUCCCCUUCCCUCCCUCCUCUCCUCCGUGAUUGUGUUCGCCGUUGCGAGAAGAAACGCGUAACGCGUUGCAGUUUCAGCUUUGUCACGCUUUCGUCGAGUUCGCGGGAUAAUAGAAUAGAACCGGCCGGAGGACGACGAGCGAAACGGACUUCGAACGAUGGAGAUGCGAACGAGUUGGCGUUGGCGUUGGGAUGAGUGUUGCGAGGAGAUAAUAUAAUGGAGCAUCGAAGUGCGUGAAUGAAUGAGAGAGAGAGGGAGAGAGAGAGGGAGAUGCAAGGGGAUAAAAAAAGGAGGAAGGAAAGGAGUCCGUAGAAUUUACUAGCGUUACUAGUCCCGGUGCAAGCUGAAACGGGGGUCGGAUGUGAGCGGCGUGAACAGAUUUAUAAAAAAAUGUUCGAUCCCCCUUUUCCCUCGUGUGCGUGUAAAUAUUGCACCGGGGCCCAACCCCCUCUUAGCACGUAAGACGUAAAUACAAAAAUCGAAGGAGGAGGAGGAGGAGGAGAAGAAGAAGAAAAGAAGAAGAAGAAGAAUCUGUGUAAAAUACGAUAUUGUGAUAAGAAUUGUGUAAAGAAAAUGGGAUUAAAGAAAAGAAAGAAAGAAAGAAAGAAAGAUAGAGAGAGAGAAAGGGAGAAAGAGUGGAAACCAGAGAAUCGUCUAUAUACAUAUAGGUUAAAUAACAACACGGCAGACCCCCGCAGUUUAUCAAUUUUAUUGAAGUACCCUUGUACGAAUAUAGAUAUUACGAGGACUAAAAUACCUUAAUUAUGAUUACUAUUGUAUAAAAUAUGAAUAAUAACUAAUUAAUUCAAUUUAAAA